This is a messenger RNA of Pocillopora meandrina, 13676 nucleotides long. NCBI's taxonomy places the organism in Eukaryota, Metazoa, Cnidaria, Anthozoa, Scleractinia, Pocilloporidae. The record is from the annotation of a GenBank genome assembly.
CCACAAUGCAACGCGCACAGAUCCUACGCAGGUAAUCUUCAACACUGGGAAGAAAAGGGCUUAGCAUCCGUUAAACUCUGUGGAAUUGUCCUUUCAUGUCCAAAAUCUAAAGGUCGUCUCUUUAGUGUGCGUCUUCUGGUGAACAUGAGGAAUUCAUUGUCUCAGUUUAAGCGGGCUGAAUCUUUACAAGAUAUCGAAGUGAAUGAAGGGUACCUUUCGCAUUGUUUCGCAACGGCGAAGCAACAGUUAAAAGCUAAAUUCAGAGCCCUCUUGAGGCAUCUUGAAGACUGUAAAAAAUUCUCAGCAGAUACUAGAAUAGCUGAUGAAAAUGAAGAAGACAUCAAGAAAUUCUCAAGCGAGGUAAGAUUGUCGAAUGUCGUGUUCAAGCUCCAUGAUAUUGAUGAGAAUUGGCAAAUUAAAUAUUGUCAAACCUGUGUAGUUCAUAUAACCUUGAAGAAGAAAAGGGCUUAGCAUCCGUUAAACUCUGUAAAGCUAGUUUUUCAAGUUCAAAAUCUAAAAGUAGUCAGCAAUAUACAUCUCCUGGUGAACAUGAGGAAUUAAUUGUCUCAGUUUAAGCGGGCUAAAUCUUUACAAUAUAUCGGAGUGGAUGAAAAGUACCCUCAGUAUUGUUUCGUAAAAGCGAAGCAGAAGAUAAACGCUACAUUCAGAGACCUCAGGAAGUAUCUUGAAGACUGUAACAAAUUCUCAGCUGAUACUAGAAUAGCUGAUGAAAAUGAAAAGGAAACCAAGGAAUUCUCAAGCGAGGUGAGAUUGUCGAAUGUCGUGUUCAAGCUCCAUGAUAUUAUUGAAUUGGUAAAUUAAAUAUUGUUAAACCGGUGUAGAUCAUAUAACCUUGUGGUUGUUUUUUAAUAUUUUUUUAAAAAAUUAUUUUGCUAUUACUACAAAGCUGCCCUGCACUAUCACUGUCAAUUUUUUGAUGUAAUUAAUUCUCAUUAAGUUAGAACUGAUUACUGCAUUCCUCUCGCACAGGUGGCAGGCUAUGAGGCUCAGAUUUCAAACAUCUUAGAGGUACUAUCAAGGAAUCAGAUGAAGGUGGCAUUCUUUGGACAAAACAGCAAUGGAAAGAGCACCACACUAAACGCCAUGCUACAAGAUGAGAUCUUACCAAUGGGAAUUUGCCAUACUAAAAAUUGCUUUCUCAGUGUACAUGGUUUAGAUAAACCAGAUCCAUAUAUCUUGGUUCCAGGGAGUACUGACAAAAAGAAUGUGAAGGUAUGUCUUCUUAAAAAGUAUUGUAAAUUUCUCUUUUGUAAUAAUUAUAUGUUCAGUUGAACCUCAAUUAUUCAGACUUUUCGAUUAUCCGGGCUUUUUCUCUGGUCCCGUUUUUUUCAUGAAUAUUAAUGAUCUUAGAUGUUAAAAACUUUAGGAGGUAAAAAAAUUCAGAAAUUAUGUUAAAAGUCAGGAAAUUUGUGUUUAAAACAGCGCAUUACACGCUCUACUUUCAAAAGAUCAAGUGCUCGGAGACAAAAAGAGACAAGAAGCAUUCUAAUGUGUUCAGCUGAAUUUUGAUUGGUUCAGCAUUGUUUUAUUGCUAAGGGAAUGUCAUGCUUGAUCAGUUCGAUGAGCGUGGGUUAUGUAAACACACGAGAUGAUCAUAACUCAAUUGUCACAUUAAUAUUCAUAUUUUUGAUUAUCCGGACUCUCGAUUAUCCGGACUAUUUAUCCUAGUCCCACUGAGUCAGGAUAAUCGAGGUUCGACUGUACUACAUUUUCUUGAUUGGAAAUUGUUGCAAGUCUCCUUUAUAAUAAUUAUGCGUACCACAUUUUCUUGAUUAAGUAACUAGUGCAUUUAUUUCAAACUUGGCCUAGUGAACCUGGUGUUUAUAAGCAUCAGGAUGGUGUAUUAAUCUGUGUGUGUCAACUUUUCAUAAUACCCAUACUUCAAGACUGACAGGUAGUUGGUUAAGAAAACAUGAUUUUUCUCUGUCAAACUGUCACCUAGUCUUGUAACCAUAAAUAUGAUUUAUGGUUAAUAACUUGAAUUUGAUUUUUAUGGCCUGGCAACAGGUAAAGGCCUAAACCUUGAUCAAUUACCCAUACCAUUUAAUUAUAAACUAGCUUUAUUUCUCUGGUGUUUGUAAGAUUUAACAAUUAAUUUUGGUUUGACAUUAAUUUAGACAAUAUCACUGGUACUUAAUUUAUCUUAAAGCAGAGAAACACUUAUGAAAGAGAUUAAAUAAUACUCCAAUUUACAUAUGCCCUGUAUAAGUUAAUGAAUAGUUAAUUACCUUGAUAUACUUUUCUUUUUGGUAUCAAAACAGUCAUUAGAUCGACUUGUCCAUUCCUUGUGCAACAAAAAGCUUGAUCCAGGCAGUAUUUUUCAAGUGUUCUGGCCAAAGUCCAGGUUUGAUUUUGUUUAGUAAUUUUUAUAUCAUUCACAUGUACUCACAGGUAACUGUUGUCCUUGUCAAUCAAAGUGCAUUUACAGUUCAACCUUGCAAACUUUAUUCAUGGGUUGUUAUCAUGCUCAACUUCCUUCAGUAAUUGUUUAAUAUACAUACAAUAAAGUUUAAAGCUGAGUCAUUGGUUUUUCAAUGAGUGUCUUAUAAACAAAGGAAAUGUACUUCUAGUGUUGGAAAGCUCUUGGAUAGACUGCCUCUUGUGCCUUUAAAAGAAGUAAAAAACUUUCCAAACACAGUACACGUUCUAGAUAAUGCAUUUCACAUUACAUCAGAGGGUUUGUAUCAUUACAAUAAAGUUUUGCCUGUACAUUGUUAUCACUUGUUAUAGUUUCAUUUUUGUUAAAAAUGUAUUUUUUGAACCUCAGAUGUAAACUGUUGUCAGAAGAUGUUGUUUUGGUGGAUAGGUAAGCAAUUUAAAGUGAUGAAAUGUACUGUAUAAUUAACCUUUUGAGCCCUAAGAAUUGAAUUUCUCCUUAAAAUUUCACCCCUGAAUUACACAUUAAGAUCACAAGAAUAAAAGAAAUGAUCACCAACCAAUGAAGCUCAGGACUGUUUGGCAAAUUGUAUUUUUCUACACUUUAGGUAAUGUAUAGAGAACAGUACAGAGAAUAUGCAUACUUAUGUCAGGGUGUGAAGGUUUAAGAAGAACAAAAAGACAGAAAAACAAGAAAACACUGAAAACAAUAGGUUAAUUAGGCAUUGCUCUAUUGUGACAUAUCCUGUGUCUUCUACACCAAGAAGUAGCCUAAAAAUGCUUUGUAAAUAGUCACAGACAACUGUUAUUUUAGUCCUGGUAUAGAUAUGAGCCCUGAUCUUGAUCUGUGGAUAGAUAAGCACUGUUUGGAUGCUGAUGUGUUUGUCCUGGUUGCUAAUGCUGAGUCAACGCUUACGCUUGCGGUAUGUUCAUGACUAUUCAUGUGCCAUUUGUAAAUUAAAGAUACAACACAUACAAACUUUAAAUUUGAUUGAAUUUUUCUUAAAAUUUCAGUUGCUUUAAAAUGUGACUUAUUACAGGAGAAAUUUAUCCAGUGUGGUAGCAUUCAUUGAUUGAACCUUCCCAUGCUUGUGUGGUUUCUCAUUUGGUACCCUUGUCAUUUGCAGGAGAAAAACUUUUUUCGCAAAGUAAAUCAGCGUUUUUCAAGACCAAACAUCUUCAUUCUAUAUAACAGAUGGGACGCAUCUGCAUCAGAACCCGACACAAUGAAGCUGGUAAGUAAGCACUUAUUUUUUCUUGAUACCCAUUCAAAUUUGAAAUCAAAGGAUGUCAAAAAUGGAAUCAAAACACAGCAUUGGAGUUGCCUUUUAUCUCAUAUGCUCUCUUCAUAGGAAAUUGUUGCUGGGAAAAAAAAAGGUACAGAUAGAUUCCUGGUGGGGAGGUGAGGGGUGCUUAGAUAGAGGGGAAGGAUUCAGAAUUCAGGUAUAAUUAUGGGUGGGACAACAAACCAUUUAUCCCACUCCCCCCUGGACAACAACCCCCUCCCCCCCCCCCCCACUUUUAGAUGAUGGUAAUGAAGUGUAAUUUUUUUUAAAUUUUUUACCUGUUUCCUUAAGGUGAAAGAUCAGCAUCUCAGUAGAAGCAUCAGUUUUCUUGUUGAUGAUCUCCAGUGUGUAGACAAAGGACAGGCAGAAGACAGAGUGUUUUUUGUCUCAGCUAAAGAGGUAAGCUGCUGGAUAUUAUAUAUUAGGGUUUAUAAGGACCAAUUGCAAAUAACUUUGAACAAGUCUUCAAGUUUUUGUUACAAUUAUCCAAAGAGAAAUAUAACACAGGUCACACCUCUUAGUUUAUUUAUUUAUUUUCCCACUUUCUUUUCCUGUUUCUGUUUUACCCAGACGUUAAAUACCAGAAUGCUGGAACACCAAGGAAUGCCUAAAGAAGGUAUGUGGCUGAACAAGAAGUGCCUUCUCUUGAAACAGCAUAAACACAAACUGUCAACAAAUAAGAUUUUAAAUUUAAAUAGAGUAACUAGCAUUGCCUUGUUGUUUUUCAGGUGGUGCCAUUCAUUUUGAGGGAUUUCGUGCAAGACAGUUGGAGUUUGAGAACUUUGAACGCAAAUUUGAGGUAUUGUAGCUGCUGUUCAGGCUUACAGUACCGCUCGCGUAUACGCUAACGACGCAGAAGAAUUUCAUACGUUCAGACGCAGGGUAGUCAGACGCGUAUAUGCGAUUAUUUGCGCGCACGGUCGAAAAAAAUGCGCGAUUCAUGUGCCUUUGUUAUUCAGUGCUUUAAAUUUCCUUUUUAUUUCAUUGUUGUGUGAAACAACUGACUUUUAGGUUUGAAAAAGCGGCGAGUAGACAACAGAAAAUUUCCAUAAUGAAAGAUAGCUAUCAUGUUACACUCACGCAUGUCGCGUCGCCUCGCGAAUUUUUUGGAAUGAAGAGCUGUAGCAGUGGAUUUGCUUGAUUUGAGUUGUUGAUGAAUCAGCUGGGAAGGAAAAUGUCACUUACUCAAGGCAUCGAAACACGAGUUUCAUUGAGCGAGUAACGAAACAAAUACCCACUAAUGAGCUCCUCAAUUUAUUCAUGGCAAUCAACACUCCCUAAGAUGUUUACGUCGUGGAAUGUAAACAAUUUGGUGUUUGUAUCGCAGGUGAUGAUUUCUUCGGAACUUCAAACCUACCUCGAUCAUCUUCGACGAGGAUCAGAAGGAAAAUAUACUCUUUAAGAAUGAGAAUGGUGUUCUGUUUUAUUCAUUGCAAUCGGCGCCCGCUUUAGUGUUUACUCACCGGAGGGUAAACAGUUUCAUUUCGCAUCGCUCGUGAUGAUUCGUUUGAUUGCGGAGCGCGUCAUAUAACAACGAUGAAAGGUCUAAGUCACAAUGUCAAAGACGAAAAUUCAGCUAAAAACCGAAAACGCUUCGACAGACUACCGUUCAUUAUCAUAUUAUGCAAGCGUCUGUCAGUAAUGUCAAGAUCUUUCAAACAAAGUCUAAAAUUUGACAUCAACCCGAAUAUUUUAUUCACACAACAAAGCUUACUUUACUGUAUGAUAUUAAACAAAAUAAAAUGGAAACGGUAAAAAUUUCGAAAACAAACAGCAGUAUUUCAAUAUAUUACUUUACGCGUGCCUGUUCGGCAAUCUUACUAUUGCGUAAGUAUCCGUCUACAGCUUCACGACAAUCGCGCCAUGACUGUUCUUGUUACGUUAAUGCGGGUAUCAGCGGCCAUCCCGAGGGGUCGACCCCCGGGCAACCCAAGGGCAACCCACGGGCUUAGCAGGGGAUUUGUAGCAAAGGCAUGCCCCGCACGCGGGGCAUUAGAGCGCUUUUGCGUUUUUGGCAAAAUACCCCGGGGCCAUACCCACGGGAUUUGCACGUAAUCUGCUGUUAUUUUUGCUUUCCUACAAGGCCCAAUGAGCGUAAGAAGUGGGAGGUUUUCUGUAAGCGAGCGAUCCAAGAAUCUGUUCAUUGCAUUUUAAGGAAAGCGACAUCGAGAUUUCAAUUUCAUACGGUUAGUUCGCAUUCGAAGCGUCUUGCCGAUAGGAAGAGAUAGUGUGAUGAACAACCGCAAGCCAAGAAAGUUUGCCCCAGAAAGCUCGAAUUUGAGGACUCCAUAGAGACUUGUGUGGAUUUUAGUGCUGAUGUGGCUUCAGUAAACCAUGGUCACUCGUACUUUUGUAUCGAGGAACAGGCAACACCGACUAUAUGUUGCCCAGAUUGCUCCAGGGGUGGGGGUAUUUGUCCCAAUUUUUUGCCCUACCCGAGGGGCUUUAGCAUGUAUUUGUCACGGCAGCUGUGACAAAUGCCCCUGGGUGCCUGGAGGUCGACCCCUCGGGAUAGCCGCUGAUACCCGCAUAACGUUAACGGAAAAAUUCAAAGAUUAUCUGUCUUAUAAUUUCCAUUUUAAGUGGAUCAAGCGGAAGCUUUUUUCCAACCCCCCUAACAUUUCGUCCAUCCAAUUCGUGUGGCAAAAAGAAAUGGCGUACAAGAUGAACCGCAAAAUUUUUUUCCGAUGUCGACCGCGACCGUAGUAGAAGGAGGGUAUUAUCACGAGUUUUUGUACAAUCCAAUAGAGUUUUCAGCUAGCCUCUUGUCUGUCGGUAGAUCCCCCUAUGAACUAAAAGGUGGCAAAAAUAUUUUGAUGAUUGCGAUGUGGAAUUUAAUGGUAUUGUUAUUCAAGGAGUAUAGAAUUGCUAAUGGUAACUUCAGAUAUAGCUAUGCAGGGGGUUUUCCAUAAAAGCUAGUCACAGGUAGUUUACUGCCGCCUUAAAGACCUUUAACUGAUAUCUGUUUAGCAUGGAAAGGGGCCUUCUGACCCCUUUUCUCCAGGAACUGUCACUUUAAACACCAUUGGCAGCUGCUUAUGGAAAAGGUUAUUGAAACCCCAGGGUCUGUUGUGUGUUAAAUCAUUUGUAAGAGCUAAUGAAAGAUUGCUACCACAGAGUCACGAUGUUUAUGUAAAUUAAUGUACCUUUUUCCAUUUAAAGUUAAACACAUUUGCUUGUCUAGAGUUUGUGUCAAUUAAUUGUUCUGACUUUGCAAUAGAGGCUUUACAUGCUUGAUUUUAUAGGAGUGUAUUUCUAAGUCAGCCAUACAAACCAAGUUUGAAUCUCAUGCACUCAGUGGGUUGAAAAUUGCAAACAUGGUAGAGGUUCGUAUGGGAAAAAUAGUGGAUUCUGCAUCUCAGCAAAGGUGAGAAAGAGACAGAUAAUUUUCUUCUUUUGCCUCUCAAUAGUGAUUUCAGUGAUUUGUUGGUUUUGCUGAGUUCAUAUGGUCUAUUUUCCUCAGAUCUAAACUGGAGAAAACCAAGAUGGAGAAAAAGAUUAGACUGGGAUACGUGAAGGAACAGCUUAGAAGCUGUAAACAUGACUUCAAAUGCUGGAUCGAGAAAAUCACUUCUGAAGUUGAGGAUCAGGUAAUAAAAUAACUACUCAAAUGCUCUUUAAGAGGCAUAAGGUUAAUACUUGUUGUUUAUUUAGUCUCGAAUCACGGUAAUUUCAAGUUUUUCACAGUGUAAGGUUUCAGAACAGGCAGAUCAAAAAGUAUGUAAUCAAAUGGAUAACUUUAUUGACACGCUUCUCAAAUGCUUGUCAGAUGCCUUUGAUAUGCAUAUCAAAUUUACUUUGAAGUGAUUGGUAAAAACUUAUCUAGAGUUUGCCUUUAUUUUACUGCUGUAGUGCCUGAGUACACACAGAUAUGCACCUAAUUUGUAAUAAGUAUGAUGACUUAUAGUAGUAAGGAUGAACACAAAUCAGAACACAACCUUACAGAACUAAACUGUCAGAGCUUUUCCCAAUUUCUGCACCCAGAGUAUGGCUACUCCCCCCUGAAAUGGGAAGCCAGUCCAUCCCAUGCUACCCGUCCCCCACCCUGACAGCAGUUCUUCAUGUUUUCCCGAUCCCUUGUUUGUAUCCAUUUUUACUCUUAGGGCCUUUCCGCCCGAGCGGAUUCAAAUUGAAUUGCCCCAACAAAAUCAAAGGACAAAUUUUGUCAAAUUUCAAAGCCGUCAAAUUCCGUCAGCACCUGAUCUGUUCAUAAGACCGGCCAGCAUAGUUGCCAAAGGAUUCCACCUCCAAUUUCCAGGAUUUAUUCUAAGUCUUGUUAAAUUUUACAAUCCCUGAGUUUUGCAACAAAAGACAAUUUUUGCCUUUCUAGUUAAUUGAUUUCAAUUCAAUUACACGCUGGUCGUAGCUUUUACGACAAAUGAUCGACAAGUUUAUCACGGUUUUGUUUAUUUGGUCGAUUUUGUCCACUUUUUACCUGGGACAAAAUUUUAGUCACAACAACCCAUCGGCAAUCGUAAAAUGUUGGUGAUGAGAGAAAAUUUCUCCAAAUAAGCAACUUUUUCGCUAGUGGGGAAAGGCCCUUAGUUAAAGAGAGAGACUGUCAGAGUUAGGUGCCUUGUUCAAGAACACCACACAUUGACCCACCCGUUGCUCAAACCCAGGCCUCUUGACCUGUAUUUCAAUGCGCUGGCCAAUUAGCCACAUAUGUUGCACGUUGUCCUGUGUAUCGAUUCUCAUUAACUCAAAGCUCAGUGAGAAAGUCUGAUGUAGCUUACUCAACAAAAUGUUUUACUUUCUUUAGGUGAAAGCGGCUAUGAAAGAAGAGAUUGAUGGAUUGGCCUUGCUGGUGAAUCAGUUUGAUCAUCCAUUCCUAACUUUUAAUGGGUCGCUUGAGACAUACAAAGAGGUGAAAAUUAAUUGUAUAGACAAUUUCACGAGCAACAGCUGCAAUGGAAGAAGAAUUUGAAAUUUAAACUUAUAUCGCUGAUUAUGUCAACAGGAGCUGUACAAUCACAUUAAGAGUGGCUUGGAAAGGAGGAAGACGGAUCGCUGUUCAAAUUUUCAAGCUCAAGUGACUUGUGGGGCACUAAAACAAAAGGCAGGUCAGUGUUCAGGAACUACCCUAUGUUACAUGAAUGAUGUGUGAAUAUGCAUGAGUACGUUAGCAAAAAAAAAUCAACCAAUCACGUUGCACCAAUCAGAAGUGGCAUUUUUGGGCAAACAGACUAUUCAAAAGCCAGGAUUCGCUUGCGAGCUUUCCUUCCUCUCCACCCCACCUCACCCCCAUUAUACAACCCUUUUACUCUCAUCCCGCCACAUAUCCCGCGGUUAGGAUAUUAAAUAGUUCUUCUUUCGUACAAAAAUGCUUGUUACGGAGGAUAUGCACCAGGGUAGCAAAAUAACUGAGGAAGGGUAAUAACUAAUGGUACAUCACGAAGUCACUCACGUGGUAGGGGGGAAAAAGUGGGGGGGGGGGAAAAAAAGCUAACAUUAAAGAGACAUGAGUCCAAAGGGACUAGUUAUUAAUUUUGGUGGGGGGGGGGAUUUAUGGAAUGAUCACGUUGUUUUCAGGAAGGGAAAGGAGUGGGGUCAGUCGUCACCGACAGAGUGCAAAGUGGGACUGUAGAAAAUUGACUGCCAACAUCAAUUUACUACCAACGAGGGGGGGAGGAAUCAUAAGAAUCUUUCAGGACCUUAUGAGGGGAUCUGGUAAAUUUUAUCGUGACACGAACGACAUCCUCCAAACCCCACCCCCACCCCCACCCCCUCUCCCUCCCCCUUGGUGAUAACAAAUGACCAUAUUGUCUUUUUUCCAGAUCGCCUUCGUAGUCUUCUUCCGCCUGCAACACCAGAGGUAUCUCUUGAGCUCAGCACUCCAGUGUGAGUAUUGUGUUCCAUAACCCAUUAACCCUAAUCAUCAGUAUGCAUAUUCUCUAUACUGUUCUCUACACAUUUCCUAAAGUGCUGACAAGGAGAAUUUGUGAAGCAAUCAGGAGCUUCUUUAGUUGGCGUUCAUCUCCUUAAUCCACGUGACCUGAAUGUGUGAGUCUGGGGUGAUAUUGUAAGGAGAAAUUAGAUGCCGGUCAAAGGUUAAAUAUCUACUGACUCGGUAUAAUAAGACAUCAGAACUACUGGCUUUAGGAAACCAGCAAGCAGACAACCAAGAGGGUAAAGGAGUAAACAUUCGUUUUUUAGCUCAUUCAUGCCGAAAGCCCAUUACUCAAGUAAUGGGCUUCUGCCUUAAAUCAAAUUUCCGAACUUCUAAAAUGCAACUUGAAUCGAGAGGCCGAAAUGUUCGCACCUAGGGGACCCGUAGCGGGUUCAUAUCUGUGACCACGCAGAAGAGCAUCAGGGGCAGCCAUAUUGCUAACCAGCGCAUUUGCGUUCGUGUUCAGUUGGUAUAAAGUAAUCAUUGCUAUAUCAUUGUGCUUGUCCUCGGGAGCUCUUCCAUAGAAAGUCAACACAUCAAUCAUAGCGGCCGAUAUAGUCUUUGAUCUUGUUACUAAUUUCUUUAUUGUGUUUGUUUAUUGUAGUCUUGAUUUUCAAGCGAAGUUCGCACCGAUGGUGACCCGUCUGUACACUGAUUUUCGUGAAGCACCAGCAUCAGCUGUCGAGCAAGGGCUAGCUUCACUAACGAUACUCACUGCUACGCUGUUAGUCAUAGUGGGAGGACUGGUAAGGGUUCAGAUGUUUUAUUGAUUUAGAGAACCUCAGGCAUAAAACACGGCGGUCAAACGUCUAGCUGGCCUGCUUCAAUUUCCCGCGUAAAAUUUCAAAUGAAAACAUAAGAAAUAACUACUGUCUUGCAAAGUAAGCGAAAGAGAAUCGAUACGAUUAUAGAAAUCUGCCAAAGGAAACAAAAGCAGGGAAAAGGAAAGCGCGAGACUUUUCUAACACUGAGCUUUUUCAAGUCCUGGUAUCCUGUUGAUUCACCGAACUGUUUUGAGCUUUAUCAAAAGAAAAUGCUUUUGAAAAACAACAACAACAGCCUCAAAGCGCACCAGUCAUGACAACUUUCGCACAUGCGUAUACGUUUGACCGCUGUAAAGACAUAGUCGCAUCUCUCAAAAAAGGUGAUUUGAGUUUCUAUGCAACAUUACAGUGGUAUGUAUGCAUAUACGAAGCGUCCAUUCCAAUUCGUGUUUCUCCAAUCGCAGAUUUGGGAGACUGUAGGAUGGUGGAUUAUGGCUUUGUGUGGUGGUUUAUACAGUGGAGUGUAUGUGAUUGAGAGGGUACGCUGGACCAAGGGUGCUAGAGAGAAAGCUUUCAAACGACAGUUUGUGGAUUACGCCACAGAGGAGCUUCAAUUAGUAGUCGGUUUCAUCAGCGCCAACUGCAGUACACAAGUGCAUCAGUAAGUUUGGCUGCCAUGUGAUUUUUGAAGCGUCUUUGAUGUGAUUGUUAGUUAGAUUCCCUUUAACCCACAAAGCCUUGUGGUUGGUUUUAUUUUAAUUUGUGCCUCGUGGUCUGGCUAAUCAGAUAAGGUGUCAUUUUUUUUCACGGUGCCAUUUGGUGAAAGGCUGGAAAUAUUAAUUGGAUGUAACGAUUCUAGAAUCGUCGAUGGCUGUUUGAUUGUGCAACCAUUCGGUAUGCUAUUCUAAGCAUGCAGAGCCGUAAGUGUCUUUACCUCUGCCAUGCUAUUAUUUCUAUGCCAAGAAAACACUGCUAUUUGUUGUUAAAAGUGUUAAUUAAAUGGACUGUGCAGCCUGACAACGGAUUGAUUCUGCAGAGGAACUUUUAUACCUCAAUUACCUUUGGUUUAACUGAAUAUCACGUGCUGAAUAAUUCCUCAUACUUGUUGUUUACUACUUUGAUCUUGUUUUUAGGAUUACUGCGUAUUAAUUCCUCUUGUUUAUAAUAUGUGGUGUUAUCGACUUAAACUCAAAUAUUGGACCGACUUUCCACAAGUUCAUUCCUGUCUUAGCUAUAUAAUCUUGUUACAGUGCGUGUGUCGGCUUGUUCGCGUUUGAUCUCGCGGUAUUUUAACGGCUCGGCGAUAAGAUAUAUAACGAUGCCAAAUACCCGAUUGUUUUGAAAACUUGUUAUUGUGUACUUCAGAUAAAGAAACAUUUUAUUUUAUUUUAUUUCAGGGAACUGACGUCAACCUUCACGAAGCUUGAGUCUCUGGUUCAGAUAGAAAUGGAAAAUUUGAAAGAAAACAUCAUCAAACUGGAUAAAGAAAUAACAAGACUUGAGAAAAUCAAAAACGAUGCGAGAAUAUUAGGGUAAUUCUGUCCUACGUAUUGGCAAUUAAUUAAUGACAGCAGCUGUAGCAGAAACUGAGGUUUAGGGAGGGAAGGGGGGGGAAAUCAACAGUGAAAUGGGGGUGGGGUGGUAUAAAAUGAUUUUCUUCUGAACCCAAAUGUAUCAUUACCUCCCUCUUCACAUUGGGUUGAUAUUCUCUCUCGCUGAAGGGAACAAGGUGGCAGGGAUAAGAGAUUACCCACGGCUUCUUAGACUAGCAUUUCCAAGGAAAGAUUCUGUGAAAAUGAAAGGAAGGGGCAGGGUGUGAAAUUGCGCCUAAUACAGGCGCCAAUGCGACUAAAAUCCAGAAAAUUAGUCGCCAAAUUGGCGACUAGAAUGCUUCAUUAUAACCAUAUCUAGAGAUGUAGUGAAUUAAAAAAAAAAGAUUUGCAAAGCUAAAUCCGCGGCAAACUUCCUCGUUUAAGUUUGUUUCCAAAACGCAACACAUGCAUCUCGAUCAAUAACUGGACGCCAUCUUGGAUUUAGGUGGGCUUGAACAAUGUAUAUCAUCCAUCCCAGUGUCCACUUUGUAGCACGUUAACGAUCUCUUUCCUAACUUAUAUUUUGAAUAGUCUUUCUAGAACGCAGACAGCGUAAAAAAAAGUUUCGUUUGUCUUUAAAAAUGUGGACUAAUUUUUUUUGAAUGGGCUACCACUAAAAAUUUAGGAAUAUUUAAAGGAAAAAGGGGGGAAGGGGUGGGGGUGAGAAUUACCCCUUGCCCCUUUCAUAAACCACCCUUUCAUCUUAGGAAAUAUUUUCUUUGUCAAGGGGAAGGAGAUAGUAGGGAUUGAAGAUUACCCUCUACCCCCCUUCACAGACAACCUCGUCAUCUUAAGAAAUGGGAGUAUCGUUUGUAAACAGAAGCAUAGGGAGUGUGCAGCAUCAGAAGUACUAAGUGAGCUCGCUUUCUGUCCUUAGGAACAAAGCAAGUGAGUUCGAAAGUGAACUGUCCCAAUUCAUCACCGAGUUUGCAAAAGAGCACGAUUUGACAUCUGAUGAAGAAAGAGGCCUUGGAAUACUGGAAUAGAAGGAAAAACAUUAUCGAAGCUAUAUUUCUAAGCUAGCGAGGACUUGAUUUGCAACCUAAAACUUCGGAUGAAUAUCAUUAGCUGGAACCAAACCCUGACUUAAAGCUACUGUACAAUUCAACCAAUCCCCCCUUAUAUAACUCGUCACUGUUACAUAGCGACUCUUCAGAGGUAAGAGUAAAGACCAAUAAAUGUUAGAUACGAAUCUAAGACCCCUGAAUGUAACGAAAACAUUCAUGAUCGAUAUCGACAUCUGCGCGCAGACCCCUAGAUGUAAGAUUUUACGAUCGAUAUGAAAAUUAGGACAUGGUUUUAUCAUCGAUGUGACAUUCUAAGGUCAAUAUCAACAUCUGAGCACAGGAUACGCAAUAGGUUUAAAAAUUUACGAUCAACACAGACCUCUGAUCGUAAGAUGUUACGAUCUUUAUCAACAUCUGGGCACAGAUCUGUUAUGCAAGACACGUUGAUUUGAACCCCUGAAUGUAAGGAACAACUAUCAAUAUCAAUAUCUGAGCACAGAACUGUCAUGUAAGACACGUUGAUUUGAACCUCUGAAUGCAAGGAACAACAAUCAAUAUCAACAUCUGGGCACAGACCUGUCAUGUAAGACACGUUGAUUUGAACCCCUGAAUGCAAGGAACAACAAUCUAUAUCAACAUCAGGGCACAGAUCUGUUAUGUAAGACACGUUGAUUUGAACCCCUGAAUGUAAGGAACAACUAUCAAUAUCAAUAUCUGAGCACAGAACUGUCAUGUAAGAC